GGUCUUGAUCUACGUAAGGUGUUUACCGGAAAUAUUUCCCGCAGUUUUCUGAUGUGCUAGAAUGAGCGUCUUUCUGUGUUUUAAACACUUUAUUAGUGGAUAUGUAGUUAUUUAGUUGACAGAGAUGUGACUGGACCAAGACUCAGUGUGACCGCCAAUCGAAUGUUCAGUGGAAAGCUUUGUUUUGUGUUGUAGUAGAAGGUUUUUGGGAGGCCUACUUCUCGGUAGGCCCUGAGGCAAGACCCUGCCGAUUGUGACUGCUGUGCGUCGUCUGAGUGUUGAUGGUCCACAAACACCCGCUGCCGCCAUGUCUCCUGACAUUGUUUACCCUCAGGGCUGCCGCGCUGUAUCAGAUGAUUUGGGGCCUGAUGAGCUGAUCAGAAGACUGAAAACACUGGCACAUACUCUUCAGGCUAUGGGACAAGAUGAGGGAAUGUACCAGCAAUACAUUCCCCUAGCCUUACACUUAGCAGAAGAGCACUUCUUGACCCAUCAGAGCAGAGAUGUCCAACUCCUUAUUGCUUGUUGCAUUGCUGACGUUCUUCGUGUCUAUGCUCCUGAAGCACCAUACAAGGACCCUGAACAAGUGAAGACCAUCUUCUUGUUCCUCAUAAAGCAAUUAUCAGGCCUGCGAGAUCCAAAGGAUCCCGCUUUUAAAAGAUACUUCUACUUACUGGAAAACUUGGCGUAUGUCAAGUCUUUUAAUAUGUGUUUUGAACUAGAAGACUCCCAAGAAAUAUUCUGCAAUCUCUUCCAGCUCAUGUUUAAAAUUUUUAACGACGAGCAUUCUGGGAAAGUGAAAAACUUUAUGUUGGACGUUCUGUGCCCCUUGAUUACGGAGUCAGAUAUUGUGUCCAAUGAACUACUUGAUAUUAUCUUGAUGAAUAUUGUUGAACCCAACAAAUCUGCUAAAAAGAAUGCCUAUAUUCUCGCAAAGGAACUUGUAAUAAAAUGUAGUGAUACUUUGGAGCCCUACAUACAAGCCUUUUUCAACCAUGUUCUCAUUCUUGGUAAAGAGGAACGGGGCCUUGGUAUUGCCUCCAAAGUAUAUGAUCUUAUUUAUGAGCUGAACCACAUUUGCCCUUCGGUUUUGCUUGCUGUCUUACCACAGCUUGAAUGUAAACUUAAGAGUGCUCAAGAAAAUGAAAGACUUGGUGCUGUCUCUCUGCUCGCCAGAAUGUUUUCUGAAAAGGACUCUACCCUUGCUAGGGCCCAUUCCCAGUUGUGGAAAGCUUUUCUGGGCAGAUUUAAUGACAUCAGUGUAAUGAUACGCAUCAAGUGCGUACAGUAUUCCAUGCAUUUCUUGAUCAAUCAUCCUGAACUGCGUAAGGAAAUCACAGAUACACUGAAGUUGCGACAGCAUGAUUCAGAAGAGGCUGUCCGGUAUGAAGUUGUGAUGGCUAUUGUUUCUACUGCAAGACGUGAAUUUGAAGUAGUUUCUGAUAGUGAAGAUCUUUUGGAGUAUGUUAAAGAGAGAACUUUAGACAAAAAGUUCAAAAUUCGUCGAGAGGCCAUGACUGGGUUGGCCAUGAUUUACAAAAAGCAUCUCAAUGAUUCAGAUGUACCUCAAGCAACCAAAAAGGCAGUAACCUGGAUCAAGGACAAAAUACUUCAUGGGUACUACAUGACUGGAAUGGAAGACAGACUUCUAGUAGAAAGGUUGCUUAACACCUGCUUAGUACCAUAUCAACUACCUGCUGAGGAAAGAAUGAAGAAACUGUACCAUCUUCUGGGAACUAUUGAUGACCAUGCCACUAAAGCUUUUGUGGAGCUCCAGAAAAAUCAACUGGCUGUCCGAAGAAGUGUUGGAGAGUGGUUGGAAAUACAUCGAAAACCACAAUCACCGGAAAGGGAUAGAGACAUCCAACAACGUAUUGUGGCACUCUCUAGGUUUCUUCCUGAACCAGUAAAAGCACAAGAAUUUCUUGCCCGAUUUUCCACAAACCUCUUGAAGGAUCAAAGUCUUCUGAUUGGCAUGGAAUCUGUUCUUAGACCAGAUAUUUCAUGUAAAGACUGUGCUGAAACCACAUCUUUGAUGUUGAAAAAGCUUGGCCAGCCUAUUAUGACCAAUCUGUACUAUAAUACAGUUAAGUUGUUACUUGAGCGGAUUUCCUCUGUUAUGGUGGACCAACAGGCAUUAAAGAUUCUUGUGGGCUAUGUUGAAGAUUGCCUGAAAGGUGGCAAUUUGAUUGAAGAGGUUGGCCUCCACCCAAAUACAGCUGGAGAAAGAGGACUGAAACUUUUGGUGAUGUUAUCCUAUGUGUUUCCAUCUCAUUUCCUCCACAAGGAUAUUUUGUCGCAUCUUAUAUCGUUCCUAGACUUGGAAGAUGAAGUUGCCCCCCUAGUAUUGUCUGUUUUGACGUUUGUGGGUAAAUUCCGGCCAAUUGGUGAGCAAUUCCCGGAAAUUGCAGAAACAUUGAUUCCCACGUGUAAAAGAUUGUCCGUUGAAGGAACACCCAAACAAGCUAAACAGGCCAUUAGGUGUUUGUAUGUGAAUGUCACUAACAACCAAGAUCAGUUGUUUGCUGAAAUCUUAGAGAAAGUAAAAGAACACUUGGAGCCAACCUCUGAACACUACCGAACAGCUAUUGUCGCACUGGGUCAUAUAGCAUACAACUUGCCUGAGAAAAAUCCAGUUCAAAUAAAAAAUAUAGUCUCGAGGAAGAUUGUUAAGGAGCUACUUGUGAAGGAAUAUACUGAUUGGAUUGGAGUAGAUCAUGAUGACCCUUGGUGUAGAGAAGAUGCAUUGCCUGAAGAAACUCGAUGCAGGGUUGAAGGAAUGAAGACUAUGGCUCGUUGGCUUCUGGGGCUUAAAGCUGACACUUUGUCUGCCCAAAAGACUUUCAGAAUGCUGAAUGCAUUCAUCGUUCAAAGAGGCGACCUCUUGCAAUCCAACAAGUUGAGCAAAGCUGAAAUGUCUUGGUUACGGCUUGCUGCUGGAUGUGCAAUGCUAAAGAUCUGUGAGCAAAAGGGUGUAGGAGAUCAGUACAGUGUUGAACAAUUUUAUGUCCUAUCUCAGUUGAUGGUUGAUGAAGUUCCUCAAGUGAGAGAAAUUUUUGCAACAAAACUGCACAAGGGCCUUGGCAAAGGCAUCCCGAAUAAGUGUUUACCUCUGGACUUCAUGGGCUUUUACGCCUUGGCUGGUCUAGAGUCAGAAAAGAGAUUAAAAGUCCUUGUCAAAAAUUACAUGGCAGCAGAUAUCAAUAAGAGAAGAGAUUAUGUCAAACAAAUAACAAUGGGAACAUCUGCAGGAUCCAUGGAAAAGGCCAUGAGCCAACUUAAACACAUUUUACCUGACUACAUGUUGGUCUUUGCUGUGCCUAUCCUGACACAUCAUCCUGAAUACACCAGCAAUGAGGAAAUCGACCAACUUAUUAGAAUACGACAGUGUCUAUGGUUUGUUUUGGAACCUCUCAUGCAGAAGAACGAUUUCUAUAGCUAUAGUUUUUACAAAGAUGUAGUUGAGCGCAUGAAGAAUCAUAAAGAUGCUUUGAAAGGAGAGGACCCAGCAUUUAAUGAAAAAAUGUGGGCUGUGUGUGAUCUUGCAAUGGUGUUGCUGAACACCAAAUCAACAACAUUUGAGAUGAAAGAGUUUAUUACAGAAGCUCGAAUCCCCACAAUGUACUUCAAGAGACACGAAGAUCCCAUGUUUGUCAAUACUCGUCAUUAUCUGCCUCCCGAGAUGUAUCAGCAAGUCCCUCCUGUCACUAAGAAAGCAAUCACUAUGAACAGUAAUGCUACAUCCAAUACUAACAAUACUAACAAUAGCAACAACACCAUUGAGAAAGCAUCAGCUCCCACUGCCACAAAUAGCUCUGCUGCCACAAAUGAGAAGUCAGUCCCUGCCACAAACUCCACUGGGGGUCGUAAACUAAGGGGGCGCAAGCUAGAAAAUACAGGAACUAAUGAGACUGAUGUACAGACGGAAGAAAACGGAGAGCCUCCUGCCAAGAGAGUUCUUCGAGGGAAUGCCAACAAGGUAGCAGUUGAUUAAUGUACUUUUGGGUUAUAUGUAAAUGCCAUACCCAUCCUAUGCAGUGCAAUGUACAUACUCAUGGUUUUAAAAUGCGUCUGCAAAGAAGUUGGUUACUGCAGUUGUUAAUUUUUUUUUCUCUCUCUUUUAAAAAAAAUUUAUGCGUCAUGAUCUCGUCACCAUUGAAAAUUUUAUUUUUAAGUUACUAGAGGGUAGGAUUGUGACGUGAAUGACAUGGGGUGAUGGGAGUGAAUGGUUCUUUGGCUGGACUGUUUCUAACACUGUUCAAGUAAUACUUUGCCAGUUGUUUGCUGUCUCCUUUGGCCUCCUCUCAACUUUCUCCUGUGAUUAGAAAAAUUUGUAACUUGCAUGAUUGUUAAAAUUUAUUUCGGAUCCUCUUUUCAUUGGUACAAAUGUCAUUAUCACCUUGUAUUAUUGUAUCUUUUAUAACUGACAAGUGUUAUUUUGCAAGGGAACUAGCAGCCUACUUGUCUAAAUGGCCAAUCUCGAAACAAAAAAAAAUGUUAUUAUAGUGUAUGGUUAUGUACCAAAGAUUAUAUCUAAUGAUCAUCUGGUGUAGGUGUACUUUGUCCUGCACUGAAUUCAAAUGGCAUUCCUUCAGUUGGCUCUGUACAUUCUGUUUAUCCCAUUGGCUCUGCAAAAUGACACUAAUGUGCAAAGUGGUGUGAUGUACUGUAUUUGUUUACGAUUGUCGUGAUAAAAGCUAAAUAUAAGUACUUUCAUUAUAA
This is a messenger RNA of Thrips palmi, 4722 nucleotides long. RefSeq names its product sister chromatid cohesion protein PDS5 homolog B (gene pds5). Bases 308 to 3994 code for a protein of 1228 amino acids. The transcript is spliced from 19 exons. Gene Ontology annotation, biological process: mitotic sister chromatid cohesion; DNA repair. NCBI's taxonomy places the organism in Eukaryota, Metazoa, Arthropoda, Insecta, Thysanoptera, Thripidae. The record is from RefSeq and is a predicted model, not a curated record. Gene Ontology annotation, cellular component: chromatin; nucleus.